GCCCUAUCUUAUCUCACAGGUAGGUACAACCAGUCAUUGGGCGUUGCCGUUUAGCAAGAUUGAGUAUGGGACUGUGGUCAAACAGCCCAUGAUCCAUCCACAGAAAGUCUCGUGAAAGCCGAAUUUGUGCAGUAUUGCCUCGAUAAAAUUCCAUUCAAGCCAGUCAUAGGCUUAGCCCAUGUCGGUUUUCACAGCUAUGGCGCAAUGUUUUGUUGCUCCCGAUAUCUUCAGGUAGUGCAACGUUUCAUGCGUUAUCAUGAUGUUGUCCGUGAUAACUCUAUCGGCAAUGAAUGCUGAUUGAUUCUCUGAGAUGAUCGAGCCUAGCAUUGGUUGUAGCUGUCUCGUUAGGAUUUUGGAUAUAAUUUUGUAGUAGACGUUGCACAGAGCGAUGGGUCUAUAUACCGCUACUGUUUUGGGAGAGCUAAUCUUUAGAAUCAGCCUGAUAUGAGUGAGGUUGAUACCUUGCGGCCAAACUCCAUCUCUGAAAAAUUCAGUUAUCUCAGCUAUGAUAGCUAGACCUACUGCUGUCCAAUUUGUUCGGAAAAACCCGGAUGAGAACCCGUCUGGCCCUGGGGCCUUGUCCUCGUGUAUGGAGAACAUAGCAUCUCGGAUUUCUCUUGGACUAGGGAUUGUCGUGAGUGCUAUAUUGGCUGUUACCGAGAUGCGUCAAGUGAGAGCUUCCUCAAUUGCUGCCAUUGGUGAACAUGAACUUGAAGUGAAGAGACCGGAGAAGUAUGUCGUGAUUGCCUCUAGGAUCUCAAGUUCUUCAUAAACAUUUUCACCCUCGGAAUUAUGUGAGAAGGUGAUAGUGGACUUGUAGGGGUGACCUGAAGUUUCUUCGUAUUUUUGGAUCACUGCCUUCAGUGCUGCUACACUCCUCUCGUUUGUCCUCGUAAAGAAAAUGGUAUCGUCUGCGAAGAGGAGGUGGUUGAUCUUGGGGCUACCUCUCGCUACCUGUAAUCCUGAGAGUGUUCCGCGACGUUGUGUAGCUGCACAAAGUCCCGAUAAGACCUUGUUACAAAGGAUGAACAGGAACGGUGAGAAGGGGUCGCCCUGUCUUAUCCCGCGGAUCGGUACAACCAGUCAUUGGGCGUUGCCGUUUAGCAAGAUUGAGUAUCGGACUGUGGUCAAGCAGCCCAUGAUCCAUCCACAAAAAGUCUCGUGAAAGCCGAAUUUGUGCAGUAUUGCCUCGAUAAAGUUUCAUUCAAGCCGGUCAUAGGCUUAGCUCAUGUCGGUUUUCACAGCCAUGGCGCAAUGUUUUGUUGCUCCCGAUAUCUUCAGGUAGUGCAACGUUUCAUGCGUUAUCAUGAUGUUGUCUGUGAUAACUCUACUGGUAAUGAAUGCUGAUUGAUUCUCUGAGAUGAUCGAGCUAGCAUUGGUUGUAGCCGUCUCGUUAGGAUCUUGGAUAUGAUUUUGUAGUAGACGUUGCACAGAGCGAUGGGACUAUAUUCCGCUACUGUUUUGGGAGAGCUAAUCUUUGGAAUCAGCCUGAUAUGAGUGAGGUUGAUGCCUUGCAGCCAGACUUCAUCUUUGAAAAAUUCAGUUAUCUCAGCUAUGAUAGCUAGACCUACUGUUCUCAAAUUUGUUCGGAAAAACCCGGAUGAGAACCCAUCUGGCCCUGGGGCCUUGUCCUCGUGUAUGGAGAACAAAGCAUCUCGGAUUUUUCUUGCACUAAGGAUAGUCGUGAGUGCUAUAUUGUCUGUCACCGAGAUGCGUCAAGUGAGAGCUUCCUCAAUUGCUGCCAUUGGUGAACGUGAACUUGAAGUGAAAAGCCGGAGAAGUAUGUCGUGAUUGCCUCUAGAAUCUCAGGUUCUUCAUAAACAUUUUCACCCUUGGCAUUAUCUGAGAAGGUGAUAGUGGACUUGUUGGGGUUGAUGGUUUGACCUGAAGUUUCUUCGUAUUUUUGGAUCACUGCCUUCAGUGCUGCUAGACUCCUCUCGUUUGUCCUCGUAAAGAACAUGGCAUCGUCUGCGAAGAGGAGGUGGUUGAUCUUGGGGCUACCUCUCGCUACCUGUAAUCCUGAGAGUGUUCCGCGACGUUGUGUAGCUGCACAAAGUCCCGAAAAGACCUCGCUACAAAGGAUGAACAUGAACAGUGAGAAGAGGUCGCUCUGUCUUAUCCUGCGGGUAGGUACAACCAGUCAUUGGGCGUUGCCGUUUAGCAAGAUUGAGUAUCGGACUGUGGUCAAGCAGCCCAUGAUCCAUCCACAGAAAGUCUCGAAAGCCGAAUUUGUGCAGUAUUGCCUCGAUAAAGUUCCAUUCAAGCCGGUCAUAGGCUUGGUUCAUGUUGGUUUUCACAGACAUGGCACAAUGUUUUGUUACUCCCGAUAUCUUUCGGUAGUGCAAUGUUUCAUGCGUUAUCAUGAUGUUGUCCGUGAUAACUCUACCGGCAAUGAAUGUUGAUUGAUUCUCUGAGAUGAUCGAGUCUAGCAUUGGUUGUAACCGUCUCGUUAGGAUCUUGGAUAUGAUUUUGUAGUAGACGUUGCACAGAGCGAUGAGUCUAUAUUCCGCUACUGUUUUGGGAAUCAGCCUGAUAUGAGUGAGGUUGAUGCCUUGCGGCCAGACUCCAUCUCUGAAAAAUUCAGUUAUCUCAGCUAUGAUAUCUAGACCUACUGCUGUCUAAUUUGUUCGGAAAAACCUGGAUGAGAACCCAUCUGGCUCUGGGGCCUUGUCCUCGUGUGUGGAGAACAGAGCAUCCGAGAUGCGUUAAGUGAGAGCUUCCUCAAUUGCUGCCAUUGGUGAACGUGAACUUGAAGUGAAGAGACCGGAGAAGUAUGUCGUGAUUGCCUCUAGGAUCUCAGGUUCUUCAUAAACAUUAUCACCCUCGGCAUUUUCGAUUACGGAGAACUUGUUUAGACCACGCCUUACUCUGGUUGUGGCAUGGAAGAACCCAGAGUUCAUGUCUCCAAGUGCUAGCCAUAAAGUUCUACUGCGCUGCCUCAGAUAGUCUUCCUCCUCUUUGUAAUCUUUUUUCAGUUCUUUGUUAAUCUCUGCAAUCAGCGCUUCGCUUGCUACACUACUAGACAUGGCUUGUUCUAGCUUAAGUUUCUGCUCCUUGAUUUUGACUUGACUGUUUUCAUGAUGCUUCUUAUUCCAUCUCAAGAUUGCUUGUAUGUAUGCUGCGAUUUUGUUCUCAACUGAAUCUCGGUAGUGUUGGUUCCAAGCUUCUCCAAUGAGCUGUUUAACCUCCUCACCUUUACAUAGUUUCCGAUCAUACCGGAACAGACCUUUUCGCUUCUUUGAGUCAGGUUCGAAGUAGGAUAUGAGGGGCCGAUGAUCUGAGCCUUCGGAGGCCAGGUAUGAGCAUCUGCAUGUAGGGAACUCCUCUGCCCAUGUGCUGUUCGAGAUUGCGCGGUCGUGCCUGCAGUGAACCGUAUGGGUAUGUCUGGUACCACACCACGAUAGGAAGUUACCGGAGUGCCGCAAGUCGAAGAGAUCGCAUUGAGACAUGAAAGUUUGGAAGUCUAUAAAGGAUCCUUCUGUUCUUACGGUACCUCCUUCUUUCUCACUGUUGUUGAUGAUUUUAUUAAAAUCGCCGGUGAGGAACCAAGGUUGGUUCGGGUUAAUCCCAACUCAGUGAGUCGUUGGAAGACUUGUCUUCUAUGUUGUAGCUAUGGAGCCCCAUAUGUGAUUUCCAAGCUUAUUGUCAUCAUUUAUUAUCCCCCCCCCCUACCCCCUAUUAUAUAGGCUAGCUAGUGAAUAUUCAAAUUGAAAUUGUCCCACUGGAAAAUCUAUUAUCUAUAUGAUUAUAAGAUUAGAUCACUAUAAGCAAAACUAUCAGCAUAUAAAAAUAAUUAUGAAUGUAAAUAAAUAUCAAUUGGUUUACUUCCCUUCCAUCUUUUACAAUAAUCAUAUGUAUAUAUAUGUGUGUUGUUAUAAGAACUAAUUCUGAUUUUUGGAAAGUAAGCAUUUCAAUGAAGGGUAGAAAUAAGCUUUGAACUUUCAGUUAUGAUUCCUGUCUAUCCUACUCAUGUCCAAAAACAUUUCAGUCUUCUACAUGUACUAGUGGUUUAAUUGUAAACAGAUAAAUUGCCAGGGAUUUAAUUAAGAACUACUCUAGAAUGCAAAACACAAUGUUCAAGUCAAUCAAAUUUCGUUGCACAAACUAUCUAUGUCUUAAGUCCUAGAAUUUUAAUUUUUUUUUUUUGCAAAUUCAAUCAAUCCAGACAAGGAUGAAGAACAAGUUUGAUAAGUUCAAAAAAUCCUUAAACCAAAUAUCCUUGCAGGUAUGUAUAUUGCUCAUCUAAGAUUAGUUCAAAAAAAUCAAUAAUACUUCCGCAUCUAUCAAUUAUCCUAAGAUCUAACAGACGAUUAGUCUUAGAUGAAGAAGUAAUAGACUACCUAAACAAUUUAGUCAAAUGUAACAAUUCAUAAUCAACCCUUGGAAAUCCUAAAUCUAACAAGUGAAUUAUUUUAUCAGAAACACAAAUUAUAGUUUGAAUAAAUUGCAUAAAGAUAAAAGUAAAAACACAAAGGAGUUCAUAAUAUUCUCUCAACAAAGUAUGAUUUCUGACAAAAAUCUCUUGCUCCAAAUCGCAAAGUACGAUGGAAUAAUAUUACAAAAAUUUCUAGAAACCUAAUUAUAGUCUAAAGUACGAUUUGGACUUGUUUGCAAUUAAGUAUAAACUUUGAUCCAUUCUGCAAUUUUUUAAAAUUUGUAAAAACUCGUCGAGUGCUUUGUUCACGAUGGGUGUCGACCAACACCAAGUGCCGGUCUUGAUCGACGCCAUGUUCUUAGAUCGAUUCCGACUUAAAGUUUCCAGUUCCAGUUUUCUUUAUGUUCCAGAAUACUUCAUCCUGGUCCAAAACGUACUUAAACCUACAGUAACUCUAAUACAAAACUUAUUUCAUGGUUAAAAAUCCAUAGCAACCAUGAUAUAUAGUCGGGCCUGCAUUUCCUCUCAUAAGUGAUAUGAUCAGUCUCUUGAGCACUUACAACAGUUGCUGAUAGCAAACUUAAUCCUCAAAAUGGUUGUUUUUUGGCCAAAUCUCACAAAUAGCAUUUUUAGUUUUUGUUACAAAAAUCACAUUUAAAAAAAAAAUACUAAAAUAACAUUUAUUAAUCAAUUAAAACUGUAAAUUACUCUAUAUCUUACUCCCUAGAUAUUAACCCUUAAACUCUAAUCGCUAAUCCUAAACUGAAUCGAUAAAUAUAUUUAUUUAUUUUCUUUAAUAAAUUCUAAUAUAUAUAUAUAUAUUUUUCUUCUUUAUGUGCUAAUUUUUGAACAAAAACUUGAUUUUGUAUUAUUGAAAGGUAUUUCUAUUACUUUUGGUUCAUUAUUAGUCUUUGCGUUCUGUUUAGUUAGUUUUCAAAAUAAUGAACACAAUUCCUAGCUUUUGUAGCGAAUAAAUGGGCACAAGUUUGAGAUUAAUUUGAGUUUGUUUUUCUAGCUUAAGAUAACCUAUAUGUAUAUAUAUUUAUUCAGGGCCGGUCUUGAUAUUUGGGAGCAUAUUUACACAUAAAAAUUUCAAAUUAUUAUGUUGUUAUAUAUACAUAUAUAUAUAUAUAUAUAUUUUUUUUAUAUAUAAAUUUGGGGAUCUAUUUACAUAUAAAAGUUUUCAAAAAUUUUAGAAGCCUGAAGCGAAUGUUUCAUUAGGCUUGGUCCAUGACCGGCCCUGUAUAUAUAGAGAGAGCAUCAUUAGGAUAGUUUAUUAAGAUAGUUUCUAAACAAGGUAGGGGAAAGAAUGACAUAAAAGUGAUAAUCAUUUAUUUGGUUAGAAAUUUGAAAUUUUUGUUGAGAAAUGAUCUCUUCGCUUGCCUUAUUCCUAGUGGUCAGUCAUAUUUUUAAUGUUUAAAUUAAAUCAUAUAGCUAAACAUAUGUGAAAAUAUUAAUAUAGAAAGAUUAAGAAAUUGGGUUUGAGAGAUUUACCGUCCAAAGAAACUUUCUCGUAUGAAUAAAAAACAAUAUGAAAUACAUAAACAAGCCAAGAAGUAAAUCACGUUGCCCCACUCUUAUUAAUAAACAAGCCAAGAAGUAAAUCACGUUGCCCACUCUUAUUAAUAAUACAAACAGCGAAGGCUCAUGACUCACGACUACUCAUUGGCCCAUCCCCUUCCAAUUGUCGCUAACUGUCUUUUCUUCUUGUCCUUGUUUUCGUCUACGUCAGUGCGAAAACAUUUGUCUCUGAUAUAACUUUUCCAAAAACAACAGAAAGAUAAGUAGAAAGGCAUUUUCGAGCUCUCUUGCAUGGCUUCCCUAGAUUCUCAUGUGUUGAUGAAGAUCGUGAGCUUCUUUUUAUAUACUCUUUUAGUCACUUCCGUUAGCUCGGAAACGAAGUGCCUGAACUUCCAGUCAAUCAUCAGUUUCGGAGAUUCAAUUACCGAUACAGGAAACUUGAUUGCUCUCUCUACUCCAAAUGAACUUCCUGAAUCCGCGUUUCUGCCUUACGGAGAAACCUUCUUCCACCAUCCAACCGGCCGUUACUCCGACGGCCGCCUCAUCAUCGACUUCAUUGCUGAGGUCUUAGGGCUUCCACAUGUGCCUCCUUUUUAUGGAUCUAAAAAUGGAAACUUUGAGAAAGGAGUUAACUUCGCUGUGGGAGGAGCAACGGCACUGGAAUGCUCCGUUCUUGAGGAGAGAGGGAUUAGUUGUCCUCCUAAAAACAAAAGUUUAGGAGUUCAGCUUACGAACUUCAAAGAGAGUUUACGAAGCCUAUGUGGCUCGCCAUCAGAUUGUAUAGAUAUGAUUGGAAAUGCUUUGAUUCUUAUUGGAGAGAUUGGAGGGAAUGAUUAUAAUUAUCCCUUCUUCGGCCACAAAAACAUUGAGGAAGUCAAAGAACUCGUUCCCCUUGUGAUCUCUACUAUUUCUUCAACAAUCACGGAGUUAGUCGAUAUGGGAGGAAAAACAUUUCUAGUUCCCGGAGAUUUCCCGCUCGGAUGCUCAGUAAUCUAUUUGACACUAUAUCAAACAUCAAACAAGGAAGCGUACGAUCCCCAAACCGGAUGUUUGACAUGGUUGAACGAGUUUUCAGAAUACCACAAUGAGCAGCUUCAGGCUGAACUCAAUAGACUCAGGAAGCUUUAUCCUUAUGUCAACAUCAUUUACGGUGACUAUUACAACGCUUUGUUACGCCUUAUCCAAGAACCAGCCAAAUUCGGGCUCAUGAACAACCCCUUGCCCGUUUGUUGCGGUUUAGGAGGACGGUACAACUACACCUUUGGCGUAAAAUGUGGUUUAAAAGGAGUUGAAUGUUGUAAUGAUCCUUCCAAGUAUGUGAAUUGGGAUGGCAUCCAUAUGACUGAGGCUGCAUACAAAUGGAUAGCUGAGGGUUUACUCAAAGGACCGUAUGCUACUCCUCCUUUCGAUUGGUCUUGCCUCAGCUCCGAGAUCAAGGACAAGGAGUCAUUAGACACAGAAUUAUUCGAUGAACAACUGAAACAAGCUGGUCCGAAAAUUUAAGAGACAACGAGAGAUAAUAAGAAAAACUAUAUCAUGUACAACUUAAAAGUGCUUGUGUUGGAUCCUAUAUUUGUAUUAUACGCGUGUUGUUGCUGUAGCCUGUAUUUGAAUUACAUAUUGUGUUGCUGUUUGAGAGACGUGGUUCUCAAGUAAUAGUACUGAAAAUCAUGUUAUAUUGCUAAUAAUAUUUAUUUUAGAAAAUUUCAUAUCA
Molecule: messenger RNA, 7610 nt
Organism: Brassica rapa (field mustard)
Lineage: Eukaryota; Viridiplantae; Streptophyta; Magnoliopsida; Brassicales; Brassicaceae
Product: GDSL esterase/lipase At2g27360
Molecular function (GO): hydrolase activity, acting on ester bonds
Source: RefSeq, a predicted model, not a curated record